Mytilus californianus (California mussel) is the source of this 1889-nucleotide messenger RNA. RefSeq lists its product as uncharacterized. NCBI's taxonomy places the organism in Eukaryota, Metazoa, Mollusca, Bivalvia, Mytilida, Mytilidae. The transcript is spliced from 6 exons. The coding region runs from base 40 to 1119 and encodes 359 amino acids. The record is from RefSeq and is a predicted model, not a curated record.
UUUCCUUAUAUUCGAUGUAGAUGUAAGUGAUGUUCCAAUAUGGAUGCUGGCCAAAUAAUAUUUUGUGUUGUUUUGUUCUAUCUGCCCAGAUUUAAAUGUGUUAAAUUGGGAGUUUGCAGCAAAGAAAAAAGUGUGAUUGUCAGUGGACAAACCGUUAUCAGAACAUUAUACUUUUGCUGUCGUCAUUAUGAAGAAAGCAGUGGAAUAUGCGAAGAAUGCGAUACAGGAUAUGAAUCUAAUGGAACAAGAUGCGAACCUUGCAAAACUGGUCAGUAUGGUAUUAAAUGUGCAGACACAUGUCAUUGCAAGGCACACGAAAGCUGUGAUCAUAUUCGGGGAUGUAUACAGUCCACGAAUCAGCUUAUAACAGGGGAGCAUAUAACUCCUAUUACAGAGAAGACAGCAAAGGACUCUGCGAAUGAAAAUGAAGGUUUUCUGAACAAGGAGAGUGGUGUAUAUUUUGGUAGUUCUGGAUUACUGGCAUUCGUUAUAUGUAUUUUAAUGGCAUAUAUCUGUUAUAAAAAGGGUAAAAGAAAAGCUGGAUCAAAUAUGUCUAAACAAACGCCUGAUGAAUUGGCAAUGGAAGCAAAGUUUCAGGUUCAUGGGACCAAAGGUGAGAAGAACACGAAUGAAAAUGAUUAUGACGAAAUUGACGAACGGUACUUGUCCGAUAUUAAAUUGGCAGUAAAUCAAGAAAAAAAUAUCAAAGAAAAAGAAUCAUUUAAGCAAGGUGGAAACAAGCAUUCGAAGAAAGAAAAAGGCAACAAUGACAGUUCUGUUAACCCUUACCAAAGAGUUGUUUCUUCUGCAGUAGAUGUUCAUGCGUACUCAUCCACAGAGAAGGGAGACAACUCGGAAGAUAAUUACAGGGAUUCUGGAUACCUCCAUCCAUAUCAACCACUUUCACCGGAUACUAAAAAUCUUAAACACGACUAUACUGAAUGUAAAGAUUUAGAUAUUGUUGAAUCUAAAGCCACACCGGAUACUAAAGAUCUUAAACACGACUAUACUGAAUGUAAAGAUAUAGAUAUUGUCGAAGCUCCAACCAGUAAUAUUACAGAAGACGUAGUCGACAAAGAUGGAGUGAAAGCAGAAGACACAAAUUCAUGUUCUCUUUAAACAUGGAAAUGAAACCGACUGCUUUAUGAACAAAACUACAUAAACUAGAAAAACCAUAUUUUCUCAAAAUGAAUGUGAAAGAACAACGUGUAAACAAAUUAAAAAAAUGUUUUCCAUAAAAAAUAACGUUUUAUAUCGCAGUCGCUUCUACGUCGGAACUGUGAUAAAUACAUUUCAAAAUCCAGCUAAAUAUUUAUUGCAAAUACCUGAAAACGAAUUGAAUGUAUACGUCAGAAAGUCAACUUACCAAAUAUGUUACAUAGGAAAGUAAAGAAAAACAUAAAGAAAAAUAUUUUUCCUUAAUUAUUGCACCAGGGCCAUAUAAUAAACGUUUUUCAAACUUCACUAAAUAUCAAAGUUUUGGUUGUUUUCUCUGGUACCAAUUGUAUGACUUAUUCAUUACAAAAUAUAAAUUCUUAAAGACAGCUCAAACUGAGAAUUUGAUAGAUUUUGGGAAAUUUUUAGUGUUUAAUCAAAACUAUCUAGAAAGGACACUCUUACUCAAAAUCCCAAAUCGGUUGGAAGUGAUUCUAUAAAUUGCUUUUCAGAUAUAAAUGGAAAACAUGCAGAAUUUUCGACAUGAAAUCAAAUUCGUAUAUUUAAAAGUAAUUUGAAGUACGUAAUUAUCUUUAAUGGAAAUAAUUAAAUUGAUGAAAGCAUGUUUUAGUUUAUGCUAUAGACACGUUUUUUUUUUUUUUUUAAAUUUAUGGAAAAUAUGUAAAUUAUUCAAAACACAUUUUAGUUAUGAUUAAAAUUUCAGUUGGUGUGAA